Homarus americanus (American lobster) is the source of this 1443-nucleotide messenger RNA. Its product is annotated as histidine-rich protein PFHRP-II-like. The coding region runs from base 1 to 1443 and encodes 480 amino acids. The transcript is spliced from 5 exons. Lineage: Eukaryota; Metazoa; Arthropoda; Malacostraca; Decapoda; Nephropidae. The record is from RefSeq and is a predicted model, not a curated record.
AUGGCGCAAAAGCUUCUCGACACCAUCUCCUGCUCCCACCCUAUAUCCCUCGACCCCGAAUUGCUGUUCGAUAUACAACCGCAUCUAGCCCAUACUAGCACGUGUGUCUUGUCUCGGAUACACAAGGUUUACGAUUCACACAAGGUUCGCGAUUCACAUAAGGUUCAUGAUUCACACAAGAUUCAUGAUUCACACAAGGUUCAUGAUUCACACAAGAUUCAUGAUUCACACAAGGUUCGCGAUUCAUACAAGGUUCACGAUUCACAUAAGGUUCAUGAUUCACACAAGAUUCAUGAUUCACACAAGGUUCAUGAUCUACACAAGAUUCAUGAUUCACACAAGGUUCGCGAUUCAUACAAGGUUCACGAUUCACAUAAGGUUCAUGAUUCACACAAGAUUCAUGAUUCACACAAGGUUCACGAUUCACACAAGGUUCAUGAUUCAUACAAGGUUCACGAUUCACAUAAGGUUCAUGAUUCACACAAGAUUCAUGAUUCACACAAGCUUCACGAUUCAUACAAGGUUCACGAUUCACAUAAGGUUCAUGAUUCACACAAGGUUCAUGAUUCACACAAGAUUCAUGAUUCAUACAAGGUUCACGAUUCACACAAGGUUCACGAUUCACACAAGGUUCACGAUUCACAUAAGGUUCACGAUUCACAUAAGGUUCAUCAUUCACAAAAGAUUCACGAUUCACACAAGGUUCACGAUUCACACAAGAUUCAUGGUUCACACAAGGUUCAUGGUUCACACAAGGUUCACGAUUCACACAAGGUUCAUUAUUCACAUAAGGUUCACGAUUCGCACAAGGUUCAUGGUUCACACAAGGUUCACGAUUCACACAAGGUUCUUGAUUCACACAAGGUUCUUGAUUCAUACAAGGUUCAUGGUUCACACAAGGUUCAUGAUUCAUACAAGGUUCAUGAUUCACACAAGGUUCAUGAUUCAUACAAGGUUCAUGAUUCAUACAAGGUUCAUGAUUCACAGAAGGUUCACGUUUCAUACAAAGUUCAUUAUUCACACAAUGUUCACGAUUCAUACAAGGUUCAUGAUUCAUACAAGGUGCAUGAUUCACACAAGGUUCACGGUUCACACAAGGCUUACGAUUCACACAGGGUUGAAGAUUCACACAAUGUUCAUAAUUCACACAAGGUUCACGAUUCACACAAGGUUCACGAUUCAUACAAGGUUGAAGAUUCACACAAGGUUCAUGAUUCACACAAGGCUCAUGAUUCAUACAAGGCUCAUGGUUCACACAAGGUCCAUGAUUCACACAAGGUUCAUGAUUCAUACAAGGUUCAUGAUUCACACAAGGUUCAUGAUUCACACAAGGUUCAUGAUUCACACAAGGCUCAUGGUCUCAAGCAAAAACCCGAGAUCCAAAGGUGUCUGAGACAGAAAUCAAGACUCAAGCACUCGAGACCAGAUAAAAAGAGAACUUAA